GGUGGGUCUUGUCCCCGCUCUGUGACUUUGGGCCUUCACAUGAGGCACUGGGGAUAUGGGAAGGUGCCAGGGACAGGGGUGGGAGUGGAGGGUCACACCAGGAUCAUGGGAAACAAGGAGGGGGGUGCCAGGGACCACAUGAGGGGCACUGGGGAUAACGGGACUCACUGAGGUUUGCUGAGGCUCAUCCUUGAUGCCCCCUGGUUUUCCAGGGCCCAGGACCAUGAUCCCGCCAGGCGAGUGCACAUAUGCAGGGAGGAAGAGGAGGAAGCCCCUCCAGAAACAGAGGCCCAUCCGGGGGGCUGAGAAGUCGAACCCUUCCAAGCGGCACCGGGACCGCCUGAAUGCUGAGUUGGACCACCUGGCCAGUCUGCUGCCGUUUCCCCCCGACAUCAUCUCUAAGCUGGAUAAGCUUUCCGUCCUGCGUCUCAGUGUCAGUUACCUCAGGGUGAAGAGCUUCUUCCAAGUGGUGCAGGAGAAGUGCCCACGGCGGGCAGCCAGCGCCCCCUCAGUCGGAGAUGGCUGCGCUAGUGGAGGGUCCACCGUGCUGGAGGGACGGCUGCUGCUGGAGUCUCUCGACGGCUUCGCUCUGGUUGUGAGCGCAGAAGGGACAAUCUUUUAUGCAUCAGCAACAAUUGUGGACUAUCUGGGCUUCCAUCAGACGGAUGUGAUGCACCAGAACAUCUAUGACUACAUCCAUGUGGAUGACCGUCAAGACUUCAGCCGGCAGCUCCACUGGGCCAUGGACCCUCCCCGGGCCUCAUGUGGCCAGCCCCUGCCCUCAGAUGCAGGAGAAGACGCUGUCCUGGGCAGGCUGCUCAGGGCCCAGGAGGGAGCCGCAGGCUCCCCUGCAGAGUUUGCAGCAUUCCUGACCCGCUGCUUUGUCUGUCGCGUGCGCUGCCUGUUGGACAGCACCUCGGGCUUCCUGGCCAUGCAGUUCCAGGGGAAGCUGAAGUUCCUGUUUGGACAGAAGAAGAAGGCGCCAUCGGGAACUGCUCUGCCCCCCCGACUCUCACUGUUCUGUGUGGUGGUGCCACUUCUCCUCCCCCCACUGGCUGAGAGGAAGAUAAAGAGUGCGUGUCUGAGGGCAAAGCACAGGGCAGAAGCCAUGGACCCAAAAGUAAAAGCUACCAUGAGUCUGUGUGAAUCAGAAUUGCACGGAAAACCCAAUUACUUAACAGGAAGGAGCUGCGAAGAAAACAGCAUGUUGGUGUUCAGGGCACAAACAGAUGCCAGCCGCUGGGCCCAAGUUCCUGCCAGGGCCCCCUGCCUGUGCCUUGGGGGAGGCCCCAACCUCAUCCUCGACCCCAGGGGGGCGGGAGGGAACAGAGAAGACGGGGAGCAGGAAAGAUCACGCAGCUCCUCUGUAGUGAGGGGCCUGAGGGAGACACACACACUCCACAGCCACUGUCAGCUGCCAGGACCCACAAGGUGCUUGGACUGGGUGGUGGGAAAACAUGGUAAGGGUAUUGAGCUGAAGCUGCAGGCCAGCAAGAGUGACCUGCUGCCUAUGCACCCCGCACCCCAUGGCUCCUGCCUGUCUUACCCCAGUGUUCGGGGCACUUUCCAUGCUGGAGGCACCGCCACAUUCAGGAGUCUGCCCAUCCCUCAGCCACCCAGCCAGCCACUCAGCACUUGUUCCAGCCGUGUGAGCAGGCCCUUGCUAGACAUCCGCGAGGGCCAGGAGCUUCCUCUCAACCGCCACUACCCACAGGGGAGUAUAGAGAAGCAGCUCCCUCAGCCCGGAGCCCAGUGUUUCCCUGUGGGGGGCUGCUCCACUGCGGCCGCGCACCUGCAGAGUGUACAGGUAACCCCAGAUGGCCUGUGCCAUCCAACAUUCUCACUGGACACACCCAUCAAGAUGGAGAAUGACUCUGAGGACACAGCAGAUGGCUACACGCCCAGCCAGGCAUGGCUAGGGACCAGUGACGUGGCCAAAAGCCACUUGGCCACUUUCCCUACCAGGAUGCACCUGAAAACAGAGCCAGACUCCAGGUGCCUGGUGUAUACACCACACCUGGGCCCCCGUCGGACCCCUGCUGGAGCUAGUGGGGGGGUGGUCCCUUUCUACCCCACAUGCUGUGCCUGCCUGGAGCACAUGCAUGACUUGCCCCAGCAGGGGCCUCCCUGCCACCACAGUGUGCUGGGCCGAAGUGCACACCAAAUCCCAGCUUGGGGCAGUACCUGCAAAGCUACUGGGGCCACCCUUGUGGUCAAGCGUGAGCCCCUAGACUCGCCCCAGUGGGCCACUCAGAGCCAGGGGGCAGUGCCCAGGGUGUUCCUCAAAGGUGCCCCCUGUGUUGCCCAGAGCCCCUGAAAGCAGCUUCCUGCAGUAGCGCUAUAGCCCCUGUACACGUUCACAGCCACCCUAGCCCUUGGGGUGCCUCUGUACCAUGGUGGAGCA
Messenger RNA from Otolemur garnettii (small-eared galago), 2404 nucleotides. RefSeq names its product aryl-hydrocarbon receptor repressor (gene AHRR). Lineage: Eukaryota; Metazoa; Chordata; Mammalia; Primates; Galagidae. The coding region runs from base 194 to 2317 and encodes 707 amino acids. Gene Ontology annotation, molecular function: protein dimerization activity; nuclear receptor activity; transcription cis-regulatory region binding. The record is from RefSeq and is a predicted model, not a curated record. Gene Ontology annotation, cellular component: aryl hydrocarbon receptor complex; nucleus. The transcript has 10 exons. Gene Ontology annotation, biological process: regulation of transcription by RNA polymerase II.